CUAGCUGCAGCAGUCUGCAGACAGACAGGCAGUCGGCGGUGCCGGACUGGGCUUUUUUGACGGUGGAAGUAUCCCAGCAGCCAGAGCAGGGGCGGCCGGUGGGAGGAGGCAGAGAGUCCGCAGCUGCCGCACCGCACAGCCUCUUUGAAACCCGCAAGAGGAAGGAACCGCCCGCAUCAACCCAUGUCAACGGAGCUGUCUGAAGGCCGGGACCUCGACGAGGUUGGAGAGCAGGCACCAGACGGACACACCAGACUGACAGACAUCUGCAGCAGCACAGCGGGCAGCAGGAUGGCGUCCAUAGCUGAAUACUAUGCUGGCAAGAGCGUGCUGAUAACAGGAGCCACGGGCUUCAUGGGGAAGGUGUUGGUGGAGAAGCUGCUGAGGUCCUGCCCCGAGGUCAAAGCCCUGUACCUCCUGGUCAGGCCCAAAGCCGGCCAGUCCAUGCAGCAGAGAGUCAGCGACAUGAUGACGUGCAAGCUUUUCGACCGAGUGCGGGAGGACAACCCCGACUUCCACCAGAAGAUCAUCCCCAUCAGCAGCGAGCUGAUGCAGCCCGGCCUGGCCAUCUGCCCGGAGGACGUGGAGAAGCUCGCCGGCUGCAUCAACAUCGUCUUCCACUGCGCUGCCACCAUCCGCUUCGACGAGCCGCUCAAGCACGCCCUGCAGCUGAACGUGAUCGCCACGCAGCAGCUCCUCAGCCUGGCCAAGCAGAUGCACCACCUCGAGGCCUUCAUUCACAUCUCCACCGCCUAUGCAAACUGCAACCGCAAGCACAUCGACGAGGUCAUCUACCCGCCACCCGUCGAGCCCAAGAAACUCAUCGAAUCGCUUGAGUGGAUGGACGAUGGCAUCGUGCGUGACAUCACGCCGCGGCUCAUCGGCGACAGGCCCAACACCUACACCUACACCAAAGCCUUGGCCGAGUACGUGGUGCAGCAGGAGCAGGACAAGCUCAACAUCGCCAUCAUCAGACCCUCCAUAGUGGGAGCCAGCUGGCAGGAGCCGUUCCCCGGCUGGAUCGACAACUUCAACGGGCCAAGUGGAGUCUUUAUAGCCGCUGGAAAGGGGAUCUUGCGCACCAUGAGGGCCAACAACGAUGCGGUGGCUGAUCUGAUCCCUGUGGACGUGGUCAUCAACCUCACCCUGGCUGCUGGCUGGUACACCGCCGUACACAAACCUAAAUCAGCUCUGGUGUACAACUGCACGACCGGCGGCAUCAACCCGUUCCACUGGGGCGAGAUUGAGCACCACGUGAUGUCAUCCUUCAAGAGGAACCCUCUGGAGCAGGCUUUCCGCAGGCCCAACGCCAACAUCACCUCCAACUACCUGAUCAACCAGUACUGGAUCCUGGUCAGCCACAAGUUCCCCGCCCUCAUCUACGACCUCUUCCUGCGACUCUCUGGACAAAAGCCGCAGAUGAUGCGCAUCUUCAACCGUCUGCACAAGGCCAUCAGCCUGCUGGAGUAUUUCAGCAGUCAGGACUGGGAGUGGAACUCUGAGAACCUGAGCAUGCUGAUGAGCCAGCUAACCCCGGAGGACAGAAAGACAUUUAACUUUGAUGUGCGCCAGUUGAACUGGCCUGAGUACAUUGAGAAUUACUGCAUCGGCACCAAGAAGUACGUCCUGAAUGAAGACAUGUCUGACAUUCCUGCUGCCAGGCAGCAUCUGAGGAAACUGAGGAACAUCCGCUACACCUUCAACACCCUGUUGGUCGUUUUCAUCUGGAGGGUGUUCAUCGCCCGCUCCCAGAUGGCCAGAAACAUCUGGUACUUUGUGGUCAGCCUCUGUUUCAAGUUCCUCUCUUACUUCCGCGCAUCCAGCACCUUAACCAACUGAGUCUUCCUCGUCGCCUCAAGAGACAGCAGCGCUCACCUUUAGCUGUCGGCAUCUGAGACUCUGACCAUCCACAAAGGACACUCUGAAUCCUCCUUUGAGUGUGGAUUAGCAGGGGCUCUCUACAGGUGGGGGCUGCAGUUGAGUGAAGCACUCAGAAGGGAAAGAAGAGGUCUCACUAGCCAUGAGUUAUUUGUUUAGUUUGGAAAUCAUCAGUUCCUGCACUGUUCAGUCACCCCGUCCAAAAAAAAAAACCAAGUGUUCAUUUUGUACCUGUUUUCUUCUCAAAGUGGCCAAUUAUAUAUGCAACAAUAAGCCUUUUGUGUGAUUUUCUUUUCCACAUUGUCGUUUCCAUCCUCUUAAGUCUCAGUACAUCGCCUUGCCUUGUGAUAAUUUGUUUUUUCAUACUUGAAAUAUGGCAGUUCUUCAGUGGAGGACGAUUUCUAUAAGAUUAUUUUGGUUCUCAGUUUUUUACUGUGGGGAUGUCCGCUUCCUCUCUUUAAUACGCAGGUGGUUUGGAUAUCUGUAUGUCUUGCAUUACCUGUAUCUACUGCCUUUUUAAGAUUACACCCAAGAAGUAAGUGGUGGUUCUGCCUCAAGGCCAAUCCACACAUCAUUGAGACUAGUAUUAGAGCUAAAUUCUGACCACACAAGAAAAUGUAUCACCACAUAUACCAAAACAUACAGAUCUGCCAUCGUCCCUGCGGUUAUCACUUAUUUACUAUCACAAUUGAUAAUGUCAGUAUGUCUUUGAACAUAAACCUUGUUUAUUUGAAUGCUCAUCCACUUUUUGCCUGUUUGUACAGCAGUUUGUACUGAAACUAAGUUUACUACUUUUACAUCUUUAUACUCGCGUCAGAGGCUAGUCUGAUAUAUGUGGUAGACCUUGGGAGUGUAUUAUAUAUAAAUAAGAGUACAUCAGAGUCAAGUUUAUUUGUAUAGCCCAGUAUCACAUACUGUACAUUGUCUCCCAACAGUUCCCAACCGUCCCCAAGUUUUCUAACAAGGCAAACUCACCCAAAACCUUGUCCUGAAGGUAUUUCUAGAAACCUCGAAGACUUCCCUAACCGUUAGGAUGAAAGGUCUUUUAGUUCUUGAGGCAGGCCUCUGGAUACUGAAGAGGUCAUAAGGGUUGUUAGACAUGGCUAAGAAAGGUCAUAUAUUUAUAUGUAAGAGGUCAUAAAAAAGGGCCCUAGUGUGAAUAAGAAGCCAAAGCAGGGAAGCUGCAGUUGGUCAAAUCUAUGGUAAUUUAUGUUAAAUUGUGUUGAAAGUUUUCCCAGUUAAACCUGUAAGAGUAUUUCAGCUUCAUUUCCAUGUAAGGAACACAGUAUCUUUUUCAGAGAGCAUUAAACAGCUAGUAAACAGGACAGAGCAUGGAGCAAUCAUUACAACUGGUUGCAAUAUAGAGCUGUCAUCUGCAUAGAGCGGAAAUUCAUGCUGCGCCUGCAAGUGAUUCUACCGAAUAGAAGUGAAAAGUAGUGGACCAAGUACGGAGUCCUGAGGGUUGCCAUACUUUUCCUGAUGGACUACUAUUUUUAAGCAAGUCAAACUGUGACCUUUAUGUUAGUCUGGACCUAAAUCACAAAAGUGCGAGGUUAUAAACAAGGGACUCAAAGCCCUCCUGGUAUUUCCCAGUUUGGAAGAUCUGUAAAUAGUUGAACUACACAUUAUUCUUAUAGACUACCAAAAAAUUGUAUUUGACUGUUGAUUUUUGCUUGGUGAGUGUCCUCGUGGGAUUCCACCUCAGAGCUUCCCACAGAGUCUACCAAAAGUGUUAAGUGUGACAGGCAGGUCUGAUUUUUACUAAACAAACCAGAAAACUGCGUACAGUGUUGUAUGUAUUGCAAGGCUUGACUCUUGACAGAAUACAAAUACAUGACAGAUAUGAGCCUUUAUGGAAGAAAAGGGACAAAACUAAAUAAAUGUUUAUGCAAAGCCCAUGUCUGUGGUGUAGUCAUGGUAACUGUUUUCUUAUUUUCAGAGUGAACCAAAAUGUCUGCGGUCGUACGAAGCCUGUUUGAUGAAGUGGUUUCGUCAGAAUCGUUCUUUCAGAGCUACGGGGCUUUUGUAAUGGUGUCGUUAUGGAGUUUGGCUCUUCUGUGUGUGUGUUUGACUGGAUUUGCAAACCAAAUGCAGAGCGCUGCUGGUGCAGGAAAGCCCAGGUUGGAGCUCCUGUUCCUGUAUGUAACAAACAACAGCAAUGCGUGACCAAUUAAUUUCAUCUUAUACUUUUUGGUGUCAUUUGCAAAAUGUUUGACCACCUUCAUUCCCUACUCUGACAACACUUCGUUAAAGUCUGCUUGGCAUAACUGAAAUAAACUAGAAGAGAAAACGU
Chelmon rostratus (copperband butterflyfish) is the source of this 4171-nucleotide messenger RNA. Its product is annotated as fatty acyl-CoA reductase 1. Gene Ontology annotation, cellular component: peroxisome. Gene Ontology annotation, molecular function: alcohol-forming very long-chain fatty acyl-CoA reductase (NADP+) activity. The record is from RefSeq and is a predicted model, not a curated record. Gene Ontology annotation, biological process: long-chain fatty-acyl-CoA metabolic process. The transcript is spliced from 12 exons. Lineage: Eukaryota; Metazoa; Chordata; Actinopteri; Chaetodontiformes; Chaetodontidae. The coding region runs from base 184 to 1839 and encodes 551 amino acids.